Molecule: messenger RNA, 671 nt
Organism: Helicoverpa zea (corn earworm)
Lineage: Eukaryota; Metazoa; Arthropoda; Insecta; Lepidoptera; Noctuidae
Product: actin cytoskeleton-regulatory complex protein PAN1-like
Exons: 2
Coding region: 132-596 (154 amino acids)
Source: RefSeq, a predicted model, not a curated record
CUCAUAUUUGGGUCUGUUCUGAUAUUGUUUUAAUAUAAAUACGCGAAAUUAUAUUUCGAAAUCACAGUUUGACAGCUUUAUACGCCAGCAAUCGUUUUGAGAGACAACCAGUAAAUUAAAUUCUGAGUAAAAUGAAAUACAUGCUCAUCAUCGCAUCCGUUGUGGCUUUGGCUGCAGCCAGCCCCACCCGUGGCCUAGUAGAAGUCGGGCCCGGCGGUCCCGCGCCAGUCCUUCCAGAGCCCAUCGACAUCGGACCAGCCAUCUUGGACUUCGAACCAGUAGCUAUUGGACCUGCCCCCGUAGUCCCGGAACCUAUCGUACCUGUGCCAACACCUGUGUUUCCAGUAGAAGACCUGCCCAACCCUGCACCCGCUAACCCUAUUGUUCAAAUAAUUUUGAACAUUAAUGGACAGGUAUCCGUUCCCGGUAUUGUGGAUCCCAAACCUCCAAUUGGUGUGCUACCUACACCUGUGGAGGUGGUUGAUGUAGCUCCGGAACCUGUGGAUAUUGCACCUGUUCUGGUACCUGAACCUAUUCAAAUAGGUACACCUGUUUUGCCUAUCCCUGCUCAAGUGAUGCCAGAUGAAUUAAAUUAAGAUGAAGGAGGCGUUACUGUUAAGAUUUGUGAUAAGAACAUUAUUGUGAUAUUUUUAAAAUAAAGUUUUUUUUUU